AUGUCAAUCUAAAUAAACUUUAAAGUUAGAUAUGAAGCCAAAGUUCAUCAACAAUUAUAUAUUGUUGGUAAUUCUCAACUUUUAGGUGAAUGGCAUCCAUCAAAUGGCCUUAAAUUAAAUACUUAUUAAGAAAUUUACCCUUUCUGGACAGGAACUUUAUUUGGAGAUUUUGAACCAAGUAUUAAGUUAUAUCAAAAUAAGAUUGUCUCAUUUUGUUUAAAGCUGUCAUUAUAGAUUUAGAUAAUAUUAUAUGGGAAUAAAACGAAAAUAGGGCACUUUACAUUAAAUAUUAAUCUCAGAGUGUCAUAUUUUCAUUUAAUUCUCAUGAUGCUUAAUUAAUGAAAAUUAAAUCCUUUUUUGAUAAUCAUUAAGAAUCUAUUGAACAAACUCCUGAUUUCUGUAAUAUAUUUAUAAUUAUUUAAAAUAGCUGGGGCUCGAAGAAUAUAGUUUAACAAAACAUUUAGUCCUUUAGACUUCGCAUAUGUUAGUUCUGUAAAAUAUAAUUAUGAUUCCAAUUUUAGGAUUCAGAGACUGAACAUAGCAAUAUUUCUUCUUUGUUUAAUUCAACUGUUAAUUCAAAAAACUCUAGUAUUCGCCAUUUAGAUAAUCCUUAAAAUACAGAAUUAAAUUCCUUAUAUAAUUAUCAAUAUUGA
Molecule: messenger RNA, 653 nt
Organism: Paramecium sonneborni
Lineage: Eukaryota; Ciliophora; Oligohymenophorea; Peniculida; Parameciidae
Source: the annotation of a GenBank genome assembly